This is a messenger RNA of Antechinus flavipes (yellow-footed antechinus), 4096 nucleotides long. It is a transcript of the gene ZNF213, whose product is annotated as zinc finger protein 213. The coding region runs from base 809 to 2248 and encodes 479 amino acids. The record is from RefSeq and is a predicted model, not a curated record. Gene Ontology annotation, biological process: regulation of DNA-templated transcription. NCBI's taxonomy places the organism in Eukaryota, Metazoa, Chordata, Mammalia, Dasyuromorphia, Dasyuridae. The transcript has 6 exons.
AAAAGGGAGGGGGGGGAGACAUGCUGCAGUAUAUGGUGCCCGGGGUUAAUCAUGAAGUCUGCUCUGAUUGGCUCAGAUAAAUUAUCCUCUUGCCCAUUGGUUAGGUGGAGGAAAUUCCAACUUCCGAAUGGUACCACGGUGCAUCCUGGGUGUUGCAGUCUCUAUUCCUGGCUGUCUCCGGGUCGUACUUUCGUUUCCCAGAAUGCUCGGCGGGAAAAUCGGGGUCUGGGUAUUGGCAGCUGAACCCGAAGCCGCCGCUUCCAUAGCAGCGGGUAGUGAGUGUCUGCCGGGGUGCGGCGUCCAAGCGCGGCCGGGGCGGCUCGGCGUUCCCCGUGCCCGCCUCCGAUAGCCCCCCGCAGCGUCCCGAGAAAGUCAGUGCUGGUCCCCGCCACCCGCGGAGCCCCAGGGACUGGCAGGGUCCCGGUGAACGGUUGAUGUCAGUUGGGUUCGGAUCCCUGAGCCGCUGGGCAGAGCCCAAGGGGACGAAAUGGGGACCCCGACCGACUGCGCCCAGGCGAGGCUGGAUACCCAGGCGCCGCCCUUUGGCGGACGGACUAACGGAGGAGCCCGGAGCCGAGACAGCAACCACGUUAGCAGUAACGAUGGCAGCGUUGCCGCCUGCAAUGCUCUGCUGUUUCCAGAGACCGCUGCCCACGUUUCUGAGUGAGGAGAAGUUCUCUCACAAGUCCCCAGAGGUGAGACAUUGUUGUCUUGGGAAACACAAGUGUCUAGUACCCAGAAAUACAACUGUCAUUGUCCAGAACACAAGUCAGAAUUAAAUUGAUAUUGUGACUCAGGGUGUGGGGUAAUGGCUACAACUCUGGGCACACAAGUCCAGGCCUCAGUGGAACCAGAGGGACUCCUGAUAGUAAAGGUGGAGGAAGAUUCCUCCUGGGAACAGGAAGCUUCUCGACUGAAGGAAGACGCCGACUCAGAGAUCUUCCGUCAACGUUUUAGGCAGUUCCAUUACAGAGAGGCAGAUGGGCCUCACGAAGCUUUCAGUCAGCUGUGGGAGCUCUGUUGUCAGUGGCUGAGACCUGAGACCCGUACAAAGGAGCAGAUUCUGGAGCUGCUUGUGCUGGAGCAGUUCCUGACUGUCCUUCCCGGAGGCAUCCAGGGUUGGGUUAGAAAUCAGUGCCCAAUGAGUGGGGAGGAAGCUGUAGCCAUGGUGGAGAACCUACAGAAACAGCCCAGAAAUCCACUGCAGCAGGAAGAGCCCUCAGAGGAGACGGAGACUCAGGGAGGAGGACAGGGGUCCUCAGGCCCCACACUGGCACAGGGGGAGACCCAGGCCAAGGGGGUAUCUCAAGAGGAAGGGGCAUGGAGCCGAAACCCGGAAACAGACUCCCAGGAACAGAGGAGCCAUGGCUCUCAACCUGCUUCUCGGCUUCCUGCCCUUCUAAAGGAGGGGAGCACCAGAGAGAUGGUGGAUGCUUUCUUUUCUUCUGGGAUCCAUGGACCAAUGACAUUUGGAGAUGUGCCCUUUUAUCUCUCUCGAGAAGAAUGGGGGUGUCUGAAUCCUACUCAGAGGGACCUCUUCUGGGAUAUAAAACGGGAGAACUUCCGCAAUAUCUCUCAGGGUUUGGGGAGCCAGAGCCAGAAUGAGAAAGCUUCCUCCCAGCCUAACUUGAAAGAAGUAGAGACGUUGCCUGGAAGAUCUGCAGGUGAUUUGCCCUGGAGCACUGAGGAAGGUGAAGUCUGGGAAAGUGAGAAUCAAUCUGAGAGAGAGCUGGGGCAAGAGCGCCCCAUCGGGGUGAGGAGAGGUCGCCCUCCCACACGCCAGAGACAGUUCCGAGACUUGGCAACUGAGAAACCUCACAGCUGCCAGCAGUGUGGGAAGCGCUUCCGUUGGGGGUCAGACCUGUCACGGCACCAGCGUACACACACAGGUGAGAAACCUCACAAGUGCCAGGAAUGCGAGAAGAGUUUCCGUAGCUCCUCAGACCUUGUUCGCCACCAAGGUGUCCACACAGGUGAGAAACCUUUCACCUGCGCUGAUUGUGGCAAGAGCUUCAGCCGAAGUGCAUACCUCACUGAUCACCAGCGUAUCCACACUGGUGAGAAGCCUUAUGAGUGCACUGAAUGUGGCAAGAGCUUCUCUCUCCGCUCCUACCUGCUGGACCACCGUCGAGUGCACACUGGUGAGCGUCCCUUUGGCUGCAGUGAAUGUGACAAGAGCUUCAAGCAGCGGGCACAUCUCAUUGCCCACCAGAGCCUUCAUGCAAAGAUGGCACAGUCAGUGGGAUAACCAUGGGUCUCUCCAUGGAGGGGGAAUCUCCAGGUAGAAAGGAGAUUCUAAAGGGAGGCAACAAAAGAUUUCUUUGACCAUCCAGCGUCGAAGCUGGGACCCGUGGCCCGUCUGAGCACACUCCAAAAUAUCUGGACAUUUCCCUUUCCAAUUGAAGGUCAUUCUUUUCCCCUUAGGAUAUCAUGAGGAUCUCCUCAUCCUUCAUUUCCCUGAUGGUUAUGUUGCAACUCUUAACACCCAUCUAUAGCAAAUAACUGCUUCAGUCAAACAAAGAAAACUUGACUCUGACAAGAAACUACUAUUUCCUUGGUCCCUUUAAACUUCAACUUCAGAAAUAGUUGUGGGACAUAUACAUCUAUCUAAAUUCUCCCAAACCAAGAAAAUAAUUUUACUAUCUUUAAAAAUUUGUUUAUUUUUCCUUUCUCUUUUGUUUUGUGUUCUUUCCCAUCUUCUUCCCUGGAGCCUGGGAAUAUAUACUAGUUUGAAGGGAUAAGGACAUACAGAGAAAUGCAGGGAAAUUGAGACGGCUCCCUUACCUCUCCAUACUUAGUACAUUUUGCAGAGAACUGCCUCCUCUACUUUUUUGCCCUUAUUUCUGUGGCUAUCUUUUGUAUCCCCCGCUAAGUUCUCCAUGUCUUUCUCAAGUGAUUAAGAGUCCAUGAGUUCUUUAGUAGAGUCAUCCUUGCUCUAAAGAAGGGGAGGAAAGUACACUCCAGUUGACAUUCCCAAGAUCUUACUAGCCAUGAACACACUUUUAGAGUGUGUUGAAAUUGUAGGAAUUUUAGUUUCAUUCUUCAGGACAUUCCUGUUGCUUACUUGCUAGAUGAUCUGAAAGAAUUCCUUUCCCCUCUGGCAGUUUUUUGAUCUGUAAAAUGAGAGGGUUAGAUCAGAUAAUUUUUUUUUUUUUGUAAAAGGUCUUCCAGGUCUGACAUUCAGUAGUAAUAAGCUAUCUUAUAAGUAGAGAAGUAAGACACAAGAUAGUAGGAAGAAGAGAAUGAGGAUUAUGGCCCACGAGAAUUUUGGGCAUUGCCAUUGCUCCUCAACCUGUACUGGGAGAGGGUAGACUUCUUGGAUAUAAGAAAAGGGAAAGAAAUGGACUUGGAUAGGCCCCUAGAUCUCUGUCUUUGUUAACAUAGCAGAAAUUAAAGGCUGACCUCAAGAGGCUACAUAAUCCAAACCCUUGUAAAAACCAACAUAGCUGCAGUGUAAUGCCUGAUGUAGGAGUCACUUGAUCUAAGUGAUCUCUGCCAUUUAUGCUCUGUGACCUGGGGCAGGGCAUGUCUCUUCAUAGAGGUUUAAUGUCAACUUGGAAAGAAGUAUCUAGAAGUGUGCCCCAGGGAUUUAUGCUUGGUCCUGGACUAUAACAUUUUUAUCAGUGACUUAAAGUCAUAGGUGACAUGUUUGUCAGAUUUUCAGGUGACAGAAAGCUCAGAGGGGGAAGCAGCCAACACUUUGGAUCACAGAAUUUUAAAAGCUAUUGAAAGGCUAGAAUGUUGGGCCAAAUCUGAUGACAUGACAUUUGAUGAUUACUUGUGUAAAAUCUUAUCAUUGAUUUUUAAAUAGCAGUUUCACCAAAGACAAGAUGGGGCAAACAUUUAGACAGCAUUUUGUCUGAAAUCUGGAUGUUUUAACCUAUAUUGCAGGUUCAAUAUUAAUAUUAUGGGUAGAAUUAAGAAGGUAAUUGUCCCACAGUCUUUGUCAGACCACACAUGCAGUUCUGGGCUCCACAUUUUAUGGGGUGGCCAUUGAUACUGAGAGAACAGCCAAGAUGUUGAAGGACCAUGAAGUUGGCUGAAAAAUGACAAGAUGGUUAUUUUGAAAAUAAAAGACUUAGCAAGGAAAUUAUAA